Molecule: messenger RNA, 528 nt
Organism: Dibothriocephalus latus
Lineage: Eukaryota; Metazoa; Platyhelminthes; Cestoda; Diphyllobothriidea; Diphyllobothriidae
Source: the annotation of a GenBank genome assembly
GUUCGCGCUAUUUUAAAUUGUGGCGGCGCUCGUUUCCAACCGCUGACUGUGUUAACACUUGCCGUUAUAAUCACAGCGAUGCCAUCUUAUGUUUCUUUGGUGAUAACAUCCACUGCUUUCGGGCUUAAAAGUGAAAAGAAAUAUCCGUUAGAUCUUACAUUAGGUAAAUUCAAGGAAAAGUUAGUAUUAAUGACUGGAUGUGAGCCCAGUACAAUGAAACUAGAGCUUUUGGAUGAUUCUGAACGGCACGUUGCAUUCUUGGCGGAUGAUUUCAAAACCUUGGAGGAGCUUGGUGUCAAGGAUGACACGGUGCUGGCGUGGAAGAAGCGAAACAAAAUCGGAAAAUUCAAAGAGCUUGAUCCGGAGGAGGCCAAAAAAGCCGAAGAGAAAAGGCUCGCUGCAGAAGCCAAAGAAAAGGCACUGAUUGAGAAAAUGAAAAUCGGGGACAGGUGCGGCUUAUAUGUACGCUUUUUUCGUCAGUUUCGCGAACCCAUUACUACCCAGAUCUCUGCGUACUUGUCGCUUUGA